Hyla sarda is the source of this 3419-nucleotide messenger RNA. It is a transcript of the gene GUCY1A1, whose product is annotated as guanylate cyclase 1 soluble subunit alpha 1. Lineage: Eukaryota; Metazoa; Chordata; Amphibia; Anura; Hylidae. Gene Ontology annotation, biological process: response to oxygen levels; cGMP biosynthetic process. The transcript is spliced from 8 exons. The record is from RefSeq and is a predicted model, not a curated record. Gene Ontology annotation, molecular function: guanylate cyclase activity; heme binding. Bases 130 to 2232 code for a protein of 700 amino acids. Gene Ontology annotation, cellular component: guanylate cyclase complex, soluble.
UCUCCGCCCCAUCUGACUCCAGCCGCCGUUCUUGUGAAUCCUUCCCAGAUCCUGUCAUGGGGUCCGGCUCCUGCUAGUCCUGUUGUUCGUACGCAGGAGAAGAGCACCUGAAGCUGGGGAGCCGCCAGCAUGUUCUGCACCAAGCUGAAAGACUUGAAGCUGACUGGAGAAUGUCCCUUCUCUAUGCUGACCCAGAGCCAGGGAUCCGAGGACGACGAGGUGCCCACCAGUGCCGCAGCUGCUGCACCACCAAUCUGCACUGACACCACUGUCCGGCAGAGGAGACUGCAAGAAGAGCCGCCACAGAGGAAGAGCAGCCGCACCAGGGUCUACCUGCACACUUUGGCUGAGAGCAUCUAUAAGCUCAUCUUCCCUGAGUUUGAGAGGCUGAAUCUUGCUCUUCAAAGAACAAUUGCAAGACACAAGACGAUUUAUAGCACCAACAGAUCUACUUGUAUUACUUUCAAGCUUCCUGGUUUACCAGUCUGUGGAAAAUUUGAUGAUAGAGACAAUUUUGAGAAAAUAAUUGUAGACCAAUCCAAUACUGCAGGUGUUUGUGUAGAAGACGUUAAAGUAUCUCUAGGCGAAGAGCUCUUUAAAUUAUGUUAUGAGGAAGAUGAACAUGUUUUAAAAGUUGUUGGAGGGACAUUGAAAGACUUUUUGAACAGUUUUAGCACUCACUUGAAGCAGUGUGGACAGUCCCGACCAAAUGAAGAUGGCAGUGGUCUUCAAGAAGGGUCAAUAUUGUGCCUUGAAAAAGAUCCAGAUUUCCUAAAUGUUUAUUAUUUUUUUCCUAACAACAUUACUACACUAAUUCUACCUGGAAUAAUAAAAGCCGCAGCAUACACCUUGUACGAAACUGAAGUGGAAGUAAAGUUGGUCCCACAACGUGUCAAUGAUGGGAAUGACUUUAUUAAGGAACCUUAUAUAUUGUACUCUGUGCAAGUCAAAAAAACAAAACCUUCUUUAUCUCCUUGCAAACCACAAUCAUAUGUUGUUAUUUCAGCUUCCAUCUUUUGUAAGACAUUUCCUUUUCAUUUCAUGUUUGAUACAGACAUGAAUAUGUUACAGGUUGGAAAUGGAGUUAAGAAACUACUCAACAGAAAGGACAUUCCAGGAAAAUCUAACUUUGAGGAAUACUUUGAAAUCCUUUCUCCAAAAAUAAGCAGUACCUUCAGUGGGAUAAUGACUAUGUUAAAUAUGCAGUUUACUAUAAGAGUUAAACGAUGGGACAACACUAUUGAGAAUUCGUCAAAGUCACAAUCGAUGAACCUAAAAGGCCAGAUGAUCUAUGUUUUCGAAUCAAGCGCUCUUCUGUUCCUGGGCUCCCCCUGUGUAGAUAGAUUAGAAGACUUCACAGGACGAGGUCUCUACCUGUCAGAUAUUCCAAUCCACAAUGCGCUGAGAGAUGUGGUACUAAUAGGAGAACAGGCCAGAGCACAAGAUGGACUGAAAAAGAGGUUAGGAAAGCUAAAGGCUACCUUGGAAAGCACCCAUCAAGCUUUAGAAGAGGAGAAAAAGAAAACUGUUGACCUUUUGUUCUCAAUCUUUCCUGGUGAAGUUGCUCAACAGUUAUGGCAAGGACAUACUGUAAAAGCCAAAAAGUUUAACAAUGUGACCAUGCUCUUCUCUGAUAUUGUGGGCUUCACAGCAAUAUGUUCUCAUUGUUCACCCAUGCAAGUUAUCACCAUGCUGAAUGAACUUUACACACUUUUUGAUUUCCAAUGUGGAGAACUCGAUGUCUAUAAGGUGGAAACUAUAGGUGAUGCUUACUGUGUGGCUGGGGGACUACAUAAGGAUAGUGAGACACAUGCCUUUCAAGUUGCUCUGAUGGCUUUAAAAAUGAUGGAGCUCUCAGAUAAAGUCAUGUCUCCUCAUGGAGAACUUAUAAAGAUGCGUAUAGGUCUUCACUCUGGUUCAGUUUUUGCCGGUGUUGUUGGUGUAAGAAUGCCACGUUAUUGCCUUUUUGGAAAUAAUGUUACACUUGCCAAUAAAUUUGAAUCUUGCAGUAUACCGAGGAAGAUAAAUAUCAGCCCUACAACAUAUAGCUUGCUUAAAGAUUUCAAAGGAUUCAGAUUUUUACCUCGAUCAAGAGAAGAUCUUCCACCAAAUUUUCCAGCUGAAAUUCCAGGAAUAUGUUAUUUUCUAGAGGCCUUGGAUCAAGAGGUGUUGAUCAAGACUUGGUACCAAAAGAAAAAUGUAGAGGAUUCACAUUUCAGCCAAACAAAAUAGACAAAUUUUAUCUUUUCAUGUUUUGCAUAUUGUGUAGCAGUAAUUCUUUACAUGAUAUUGUCUUCCUUUACAAACAACAUUUUUAAGUAACACCUACAAUGUGCUUUUAAGUCACAAUUUUGCUUUGUAAGACUGGGUUCGCAUAUGUCCGGCAUAGGUGAACUUAGCCUAUAUUUCUACGCAACUGAUGCCACAACUGAUGACACGUUGUCACUAGUUGUAUGGCAUCUGGCGUCCAUUGUUUCUUGAUGGGGGACAGAGGAACGCAACAUGCUGCGUAACCCUGUCCAGUGCCCCCCGGUGUGUCCAACCAUCCGGUGUCAAAAUUGAGAUGGUGAAUGAUUGUGAACUGUCCCAUUGAAAUAAUUGGGAUUAGUUCUAGCAUCAGUUUCCCUCCGGUGCACGCUGGAUUGAAACUGUGCUGGACAACUGACAUUUAUGAACCCAGCCUUACUGCAAAAACAAAUGGGCUCUAGAGAUCAAAGAAGGUCAACACCACUUCUAAGCUAGACAUUCUUAUUGAAGUUAGAAGUAUUUAUUAAAUGUUCAGUAUGGUUGUAUGUCAGUUAGGCUUUGGUUAUUGGUGGCGUAUUUGCAUUAUGUUAAAGUAGAAUUUUGAGAAUUUUCAAUAUAAUAAUACUGUUAUAUAAUCUCAUUGUUUGAACUAUUUUCAUAAAAGAAUAUGUUUUACAAAGUUCCAUGUGUAAAAUUUUCAUUUGGCCAUUUUUGUUAAAUAUUAAAAACAAGGCCCUCACCCUCUCCUAUUUAUCACUUUAUGUUCUUCAUUCUAUUAAAGUCAUGGAGUUGGAAAGUCAGUAGAUCUAAAAUAUAACUAAAACUCCAUUAUUCUUUUAAACUGAUUAUAUUACAGAUCAACAUAAAGUAAUAAGCAAUAUCUUAAUUUAUAAAUAGGUACUGUAUUAAUGUUGUUAAAAGGGUACUCCGGUGGAAAAAACAUUUUUUAAUCAGCUGGUUACAGAGAGUUAAUCAGAUUUGUAAAUUAGGCAAAGCAAAAGUGUGAUAUUCGGCACUGCUAUAGCUGGCUAAGCCGGGCUAUUGGACGGACGCUCGACUAGGAUAAACCUGUAGAGAUGUGGUGGUGCUCUGAUGUAAUGGCAAAGUUAAAAUCUUCAAUACAGUGGAGAGUUAGAAAAUAAUCGGCACUCACCGGUCUUCUCUAAAAUCAG